UUUUACUCUGCACACACACUCUUACUCACACAUACACACACAGAGCGAUCAGCACAUAGAUCUAGCUGCACACACACACACACACACACGCUAUGUUUAACGCUGUAUCGCUGUAACACCGUCAGCUGUUUGAAAUUUAAACUCAGGAGACAUUUUGUGACACUGAGGCGAAUCUGGGGGAUUAAAAACCCGGAAUACGGAGUGAUGGCCUUCUUGGGGAGCUCAGUGCGGAGUGCGGUGGCAUACGGUCGUCCUUUAGGGCAGCUUUACCGUCCAGCCACUCGCUGCUACAGCGUACAGAGUGAACACACCACUGAGAAAAGCGUCCCCUACGCCAAGACUCUCAAACAGGAGGACGGCCUGAGCGUACCUACCAAACCCCUGCCCCGGGCUGCGGACGCCGUGGUGAUCGGAGGAGGCAGUCUGGGAUGUCAGACGCUCUAUCACCUGUGUAAGAUGGGAAUGACCAACGUGGUGCUGCUGGAGAGGGACAGACUGACGGCAGGGACGACGUGGCACACCGCAGGUUUGUUGUGGCAGUUGAGGCCGAGUGAUACGGAGGUGGAACUUUUGGCCCACACGAGGAACGUGAUCAGCUCCGAGCUGGAGGAGGAGACGGGUCUGGAGACGGGCUGGAUCCAGAACGGAGGCCUGUUUAUCGCCUCUAACAAACAGAGACUGGACGAGUACAAACGCCUCAUGUCUUUGGGGAAGGUGUACGGUAUCGAGUCCUACGUGCUCUCACCUGCAGAAACCAAAGAGCUUUACCCGCUGAUGAACGUCAGGGAUUUGUACGGGACGCUGUACGUCCCCAAAGACGGCACCAUGGACCCUGCUGGUACCUGCACCACCCUGUCCAGAGCAGCCACUGCCCGUGGAGCCACGGUGAUCGAGAACUGCCCCGUGACGGGCAUCCAGGUGAAGACGGACCAUAUGGGUGUGAGGAGAGUGAAGGCGGUGGAAACAGAGUCUGGGACCAUUGAGACUCCGUGUGUGGUGAACUGUGCAGGUGUGUGGGCCAGUAAACUGGGCGAGAUGGCCGGCGUGAACGUUCCUCUCGUUGCUAUGCAUCAUGCGUACGUGGUGACUGAGAGGAUUGAGGGGAUUCAGAACAUGCCCAACGUGCGGGACCACGACGCCUCGGUCUACCUCCGUCUGCAGGGUGACGCUCUGUCUGUGGGAGGAUACGAGCAGAACCCUAUCUUCUGGGAUGAGGUGUCUGAUAAAUUUGCCUUCAGCCUGUUUGACCUGGACUGGGACGUCUUCAUGCAGCACAUCGAGGGAGCCAUUAACCGUGUUCCUGCUCUGGAACGGACUGGUAUCAAAUCCACUGUCUGUGGACCAGAAUCGUUCACUGCAGAUCACAAGCCACUGAUGGGCGAAGCUCCGGAAGUCAGAGGAUUCUUCCUGGGAUGUGGCUUCAACAGUGCAGGUAUGAUGUUGGGAGGAGGCUGUGGGAGGGAACUGGCUCACUGGAUCAUUCACGGCAGGCCUGAGAAGGACAUGUACGGCUACGACAUCAGGAGGUUCCACCAUUCACUAACUAAUAACAACUGCUGGAUCCGAGAACGCAGUCACGAGUCCUACGCUAAGAACUACUCUGUGGUGUUUCCUUUUGAUGAGCCUCUGGCCAGCCGCAACAUGAGGAAGGACCCAUUUCAUCAGGUUCUUCUGGAGCAGGGCUGUGUGUUCCAGGAGAGACACGGCUGGGAGAGACCGGGCUGGUUCUGUAAAGACGGACCUGUACCGGUUCUGGAUUAUGAUUAUUAUGGUGCUUAUGACAUUCCAAACAACAGAGACUACAAGUACAAUGAGCUUCUGGGCAAAGAGUACACCUUCAACUUUCCUCCACAUCAUGACAUGAUCAGAGAUGAGUGUUUAUCCUGUAGAAACACUGUAGCUGUGUUUAACAUGUCCUACUUUGGGAAGUUUUAUCUCACUGGUCCUGACGCCAAGAAAGCAGCUGAUUGGCUGUUCACUGCUGAUGUCAACAAAGCACCAGGCUCCACUGUGUACACCUGCAUGCUCAAUAAGAAGGGCGGGACUGAGGCGGAUCUCACUGUCAGUCGCCUGGAACCUGGCCCCGCCCACCUCCCACUGGCUCCUGAAUUUAACGAUGAUGCAUAUUACUUGGCUGUUGGAGGUGGUGUAGCGCAGCAUAACUGGAGUCACAUCCUGACCGUUCUGCAGGAUGGUGGCUUUAACUGCACACUGACUGAUCACUCAGAGGACAUGGGCAUGAUCAGCAUCCAGGGACCCAAGAGUCGGGAUUUGCUGCAGGAGAUUGUAGAUGUGGAUCUGAGUAACGAAGCCUUUCCUUUCUCCACACACAAAAUAGUGACAGCUGCUGGACACAAGGUACGAGCCAUGCGUCUGUCCUUUGUUGGAGAGCUCGGCUGGGAGCUGCACAUCCCUAAAGACUCCUGUCUGCCGGUGUACCAGGCCGUCAUGGCCGCCGGCGCCAAACACAGUGUCCAGAACGCAGGCUACAGAGCCAUCGACUCGCUCAGCAUAGAGAAAGGUUACAGACACUGGCACGCUGACCUGCGCCCUGAUGACACGCCCCUGGAGGCGGGGCUUGCGUUCACCUGUAAGCUGAAGUCCUCUAUUCCCUUUCUGGGACGUCAGGCACUGGAGACGCAGAAGGCCGAAGGUCUGCGCAGGAGAAUCGUCUGCUUCACCAUCGACGAGAAAGUGCCGAUGUUCGGAUUAGAGGCUGUUUUCCGUAACGGUGUUCCGGUUGGACAUUUGCGUAGAGCCGAGUUCGGUUACGCCAUCAACAAAACCAUCGGCUACGGAUACGUCCGAGAUCCAGAUGGAGGAGUGGUGAGCCCAGAUUUCAUCCGCAGAGGUGACUUCACUCUGGAGAGAAUGGGUGUGGUCUACAAAGCCAAAGCUCACCUGAAGUCCCCGUUUGACCCGGACAACAAGAGAGUGAAGGGGAUCUACAGCUCUGAGUGAACGUCCUGAAUCUGUCUCGCUCUCGUCCUGAAUCUGUCUCGCUCUCGUCCUGAAUCUGUCUCGCUCUCGUCCUGAAUCUGUCUCGCUCUCGUCCUGAAUCUGUCUCGCUCUCGUCCUGAAUCUGUCUCGCUCUCGUCCUGAAUCUGUCUCGCUCUCGUCCUGAAUCUGUCUCGCUCUGAAUAAAACUGGUUCAGGGACAACGAUAAAACUGCUUCUGCUCUUUUACACACACACUCACUCUCUCUCUCUCACACCCACUCACUUUCUCACACACACACACACAUGCUCACACACUCGGGAAUUUUCCAGCAGAAAUAAACUCAACAGAAACUGUUUUUCCCCAUCAGCAGACUCGAGUGGUAUAUAAAUGUAAAAAAUAUAAAUGUUUAGAAAGUUAAAUACAAAAACUUGUGUUGGUAAAAAAAAGAAGAAGAAGAAGAUAGAGUUCAAACCAAAAAUGAGACCAUGAAACUUUACAUUUAGUGACUCUACGUUUUAAGCACAGUUGACAUCUGUACUAAAGCCAUGGAUCGUUGGAAUCAAAUAAAUAAAUAAAAUGUAUUUGUAAUGAGUUUCUCAGCAAAAAAGUGUCAUGUAAGGACGUCCCUGGUCCUGGUCAGAUCAGGCAGCUAAACUACUCAGUUUCAUUUUAAUCGAAUGUGUUUUUAUCGUGUCUAUAAUUAGCAAGUAGCCGGAGGUGUGGAGGUGGCUUCAUGUUGGGGCUGAACCUCUGUAGGGCCGUGAGGGUAAACUGUAGGAAAUAAGAAGCUCUGAUGAAACUAAGUGCACCAAAUAUGUGUGUGUGUGUGUGUGUGUGUGUGUGUCGGCCUUCCUGAGGCACGGGGUUUGGAAUUUGAUGAAAAUUAGAGAACGCUUGAUUUUUUUUUUUUUACCCAAAGGAACACAAAGACUAAAAUCAGACCUUCUCAGAUCCUCACCACAUUCACACUGAGGUCUUGUGUGUUAGAGUGUAGAGAUAAACGCAGUGGUGUGUAUCAGAGUACAGCAGAAUAAACACACACUGCGUUAAUGUUUACACACUUGUUACGGAGAUGGUUCUUUAACACUAUUACUUGUCUUAAAGCUUCUAAGAGAAAUAUUAACUAAUCAUUUACAAUAAAACUAACAGAUUAUCACUAGAAAAAGUAUUUAGAGGAAACCGAAUUGUCGGCACUGUUUUAUAAACAUGUAUACGCACACACACACACAC
Messenger RNA from Tachysurus vachellii, 4171 nucleotides. It is a transcript of the gene sardh, whose product is annotated as sarcosine dehydrogenase. The record is from RefSeq and is a predicted model, not a curated record. Gene Ontology annotation, cellular component: mitochondrion. Lineage: Eukaryota; Metazoa; Chordata; Actinopteri; Siluriformes; Bagridae. The transcript is spliced from 21 exons. Gene Ontology annotation, molecular function: oxidoreductase activity; protein binding. The coding region runs from base 205 to 2961 and encodes 918 amino acids.